AAAAUAAGUCUCCCCUCAUACCUUUUACUAUGGAUGGAGGAAAAUCAGCGUUCAGGAUCAUGGAUGACAAGAUAUGAAUGAAAAGAAACCGCGCGCGCAGCAGCAGCAGCUCUUCACAAACUUUGGCUUUGAAAAGUUUCAGUCACAGGAGAGACGCGCUCCAGCCGCAGUCCGGAGGGACGAAACCCGCUGCUCGCUGACUUUCUGAGGAGGUCACACACAUUUGUAAUGGUUUAAUGACUUUGAACUGUGCCUCUUGCUGGAUGGCACAGGUGCAGUUAUUUUCACGGCCAGAGCGCGGGUCACUGGAGCAUUACGCAAAGUAUUACUUGAUCAUUUCUUGACAUUUUAGCGCACUUGGACACAGAAAUCCAAACAUCAUUUGGAGUAAUCGUCCUAAUCACAGAAUUCAAUUAGCGGAUUGACCAGGUAGACUUCAUUUUCGUGUGAAUUAAAGGGGUCGAGCCUGUUUAUGAGCCUGAAGUGCGUGCCACACACGCACAGUCGACAUGCAGCAACGUCUGACCGGAUUUCACGCUCCUCCUGAGGAAAGCUGAAAGACAGGAAGAAAAAAAAGACCUGUACGUGUUUGGAUGAGUUUGUAUGGUGGACAUUUCCACCACCUCAGGGGAGACCACUUUAUAAAAGUGGUUAAAGAAAAAAGAAGCGAACUGACGCUCGGAUCUGGUUUGAUCAAUGGAGUUGCGUAAAUACCUGCUGUUGGUGGAGUUCGUCCUUUUUCUCAAAGGACUGUGCCAGUGCUUCAAUAUAGACGUAAAGCAUCCGCGCAUCUUCACCGGUCCAGAAGACGCUCUGUUUGGUUUCUCCGUCUUACAGCAUGAGGCGGGCGGGGAGAAAUCGAUGCUGGUCGGCGCUCCCUGGGACGGGCCGCCCAACAACAGGAAAGGAGACGUGUACAAAUGCAUCGUGGGCGAGGAGAAGAACUCCAACUGCAGCAAAGUGAAUCUAGGUGAGAUGGCGCUCCAGAAUGUUUCCAAGAACUUGAGGAAUUCCCACCUGGGAAUGACUCUCACUCCGGAUUCACCCGACGGCUUCCUGGCGUGUGCCCCGCUAUGGUCACAGGAGUGCGGUACGUCGAUGUUCAGCACCGGCAUCUGCGCCUCAGUCAGCGACGACCUCGAACCAAGAGAGACCAUCGCUCCAACGGCACAAAGGUGCUCCACGUACAUGGACAUCGUGAUCGUGCUGGAUGGCUCCAACAGUAUCUACCCCUGGUACGAGGUUCAGAACUUCCUCAGCAACAUCCUCAGCAAGUUCCACAUCAGCUCGGACCAGAUGCAGGUUGGCAUACUCCAGUACGGUGAAGUCGCAGUUCACGAGUGGUCUCUGAAAGACUACCAGACCACACAGGAGGUGGUGGAGGCCGCCAAGAACAUCAGCCGCCAGGAGGGCCGGGAGACUCGCACCGCAUACGCCAUCCACAUGGCCUGCACAGAGGCCUUUAGCGCCGAGCGGGGAGCGAGAGAUGGAGCCACCAAGGUGAUGAUUGUCGUGACAGACGGGGAGUCGCAUGACGGGGAGGAGCUGCCGGACGCCCUGGAGGAGUGCGAGCACAGAAACAUCACCAGAUACGCCAUUGCUGUUCUGGGCCACUACAUCCGAAGACAGCAGGACCCCGAAACAUUCAUCAGUGAGAUCAAGUAUAUCGCCAGCGACCCCGAUGAUAAAUACUUCUUCAAUGUGACCGAUGAAGCUGCGCUCAACGACAUCGUGGACGCUCUGGGAGACCGCAUCUUCACUCUGGAAGGCACCCUGGGCUACAACCAGAGCUCCUUCCACAUGGAGAUGUCUCAGAUCGGCUUCUCCACGCACACGCUGGAGGACGGCAUUCUGUUCGGGAUGGUGGGUGCGUACGACUGGGAUGGCGGAGUCUUGAAGGAAGGGAUCAAAGGACCAAUCAUGCCACCCAGAGAGGCCUUCGAGAGCGAGUUUCCGCUGGAGCUCAAAAAUCACGCCGCUUAUCUAGGCUACACUGUUUCAUCUGUGAUGGUCGGUGACUGGAGGACGCUGUACGUCGCCGGGGCUCCUCGGUUCAAACACAAAGGCAAAGUCAUCCUGUUUGAGCUGAGUGACGAUGGAGACGUCAACAUAGUUCAAGCGCUGAACGGAGAACAGAUCGGCUCUUACUAUGGCAGCGAGGUGUGUGGGCUGGAUAUCGACCAGGACGGCAUCACCGACGUCCUUCUGGUCGCCGCUCCGAUGUACCUCGGCUCAGGAAACAAGGAGGCUGGAAAAGUCUACAUCUACACCCUCAGUGGGGAGGAGGUGUUUGUGUCCAAUGGUACACUGAAAUCAGAGGAGAAAUCCCAGGAUGCCAGGUUUGGUUAUGCUCUGGCAGCUGCUCCGGAUCUGAACCAUGACGGCUUCACCGACCUGCUGGUGGGAGCCCCGCUGGAGGACGAACACCGGGGGGCCAUCUAUGUGUUCCAUGGUGACGGCAUCUACAUUACCCACAGUUACAAACAGCGUAUACCGGGGUCAACAGUCUCCCCCUCCCUGCAGUAUUUUGGCCGCAGUCUGAGCGCCCGGUUGGACUUGGAUGGAGAUGGCCUGUUAGAUUUGGCAGUGGGAGCACAAGGAAGCGCGGUGCUGCUCAGUUCCCGAAGCAUCGUCCAGAUCAACGUGACUCUGUCCUUCCAGCCGCACUCCAUCAACGUCAUUCAGAAGACCUGCCAGAGGGGAGGCAGAGACUCCGCCUGUCUGAACGCCACCGCCUGCUUCACGGUCGUCUCCCGCUCCCCCGGACCUCACAGCAGCAGCUUCGAUUUGUGGGUGUCGGCCAUGUUGGAUGACAGGAAGCUGUCCGCGCGAGCGCUGUUCGAUGACAGCUCACACAGACAGACCCAGCUGACACUUCCCGUCCAGACGGGAAAGACUCGCUGCUACAAUCUGCCUUUCCAUGUCUACGACACAGCAGAUUACAUCCGUCCCAUCAGCUUCUCACUGCGGUUUAAGAUCAACAACACAGAGAGCGGGCCGGUGCUAGACGAGGGCUGGCCCACCACGGUCAAGAAAUCAAUCCCUUUCUUCAAAGACUGUGGCGAGGACGAUGUUUGCACCACAGACCUGGUGCUGCAGGCUCACAUGGACGUCUCUGGAACCAGGUACAAACCAUCCGACCUGUUCUUCAACCCUUUACAUGUCGUCGGUUGUUCGGUGCUGCUGAGCUCUCUUUGUGUUUUUCUCCACAGACAGAAGCCUUAUGUGAUUCGCAGCCCUCGUAGGCGUCUGGCGGUGGAGGUGCAGCUCCAGAACAGACUGGAAAACGCCUACAACACAAGCCUGACGCUGCACUACUCACGCAACCUCCACUUCUCCAGCCUGAGCAUUCGGGAGGAUGCCCACUUCAAGAUCGAGUGCACGGCGCUGGGCUCCAACAGCCACUCGUGUAACGUCAGCUACCCGGUGUUUCGCUCUCAGUCGAAGGUGAACUUCAUGCUGGAGUUUGAGUUCAGCUGCACGUCUUUGCACAGUCGAGUGCAAAUGAAGCUGAACGCUGCCAGUGACAGUGUUGAGCGAGAGGAGACUUUGGGGGACAACAGUGUGCAGCUGCAGAGCUUCGUUCAGUAUGAACCAGAUCUGUUUGUCAGCAGCGAUUCUAAUCUGAACCGUUACGAGGUCCACCCGACGCGGACAGUGUCAGAAGCAAUCGGACCAGAGUUUCACACACACCUCAGGUUGCAGAAUCUGGGCUGCUACUCUGUGAGUAACCUGGAGCUGCGGCUGCAUCUUCCUGCCGUGGCUGCAGGAGACCGAGUCUUCAUGACCGUCACCGAAGUCUUCUCCUACAACGCCACAGGAGUGAACUGCAGCAUCGUGAGUGAUCCCGUCCAGCUGAAGGCCAAGCAGAGGGAUGUGCGGCCGCUCCACCCGGAGGACAUGCAGCAGAAUGACGUGCUGAACUGCAGCAGGUCCUGGUGCAUCGAGAUCGUGUGUGAAGUCCAGCAGCUCCUGAGAGGCCAGGCCGCCGUCGUCCGCGUCAGCCGCAGGGUCCACGACGACUUUUUCAGACAAGCCAAAUAUAAGUCAGUGAAGAUAAUAGGCGCCUAUCGCCUGGCGGCCCAGGAGACUAACCUCAUCACUCUGGGAUCAGCAACAGUCUGGAGGGAGACGGUUCUGGAGGUGCUGAAGGGCCGAGCUAUUCCCAUCUCGCUCUGGAUCCUGAUUGGCAGCAUCAUAGGAGGUUUACUGCUUCUAGCCCUCAUUAUAUUUAUACUAUGGAAGCUUGGAUUCUUCACACGUAAACACAGAGGAGAGGACGAAAACCACGAGGACUGAGCAACACUUUCACUGCCGUGACAGCAGUGCUUCAUCACCAUGAGUGGAGUCGGCCUCCUACCGCGCACAGAGGCCGUCCGGGGACGGGACUCCAGACGCAGAUUCAACAGGACGCUCCGGACCAAAGCCAGCAUCUCCAGGGUCCAACAGAAAUGCACUGCCCACUAUUUCCAGGGUCGGGGGCACUUAUGUAAAUAAUCUUUUUUUUUUUUUUUUUAAGGAAAUUGUAUUAAACCACAGGCUCUUCUAUUUAACUUACAGGCAUUUUCAUGGUUUUAUAAUUCAAUCACUUGUUCCUACAGUUUUUUUUUUUGUUUGUUCUUUAAUGUAAUUAAAACAUUUU
Molecule: messenger RNA, 4642 nt
Organism: Salarias fasciatus (jewelled blenny)
Lineage: Eukaryota; Metazoa; Chordata; Actinopteri; Blenniiformes; Blenniidae
Gene: itga10
Product: integrin, alpha 10
Exons: 29
Coding region: 697-4299 (1200 amino acids)
Biological process (GO): integrin-mediated signaling pathway; cell-matrix adhesion; cell adhesion mediated by integrin
Cellular component (GO): external side of plasma membrane; integrin complex
Molecular function (GO): integrin binding
Source: RefSeq, a predicted model, not a curated record